CUGUGGUCAAUCAUUAGAAUCGUGUUCCUGAGCCAUCACUGCGACUCAUGCACAUCAAUAAUGAUUCACGGCUAAUUGAUAACGGCUGGGCUGUAAAGGAGCCAGACGAAAAGGAAAGCGGAUCAAAUCCAACGAAACUUGGGCAAAGAAAUGAAAAGAAACGAUGAGGAAAAAAGCAAAACCAGGACUUGAUGAUUCCCCUCGAUGUCGGCGACGCGGUAGACAUUCCCAUCAUUGCUGCUGCUCCUCCUUGCUUUUCUUUCCUCUUUCUCGAGUUGUAUGUUCACAGAUGGGGAGUGUUUUUUCGUUUUGAUGCCACUCGAGCUGUGUAGCAAUGCGAGAAUAGCUGUAGCUUCGGUUGGUGCGUGUGCCUCGGUAGAUUCGUAUCAUGGCUGUUUCGCCGGAAUCGGGUCGCGAGAGGCCCGUCGAUUUCCGCGCCCCGCCGCCAUCCCCGGUGGCGUCGGGCCGGCGGUCGUGCGUCACGAAUGACGACGUCUUGACCGAGUUCUUGGAGAGCUCGCUCCGAGUCCCUGAUCUCGUCUUGCCCGACAAGAUCUUCCCGAAGCAGAAGUUCAUCGAGAACCCCUCGAGCGUCCAUUUCGACUCGUUGGGCGCCCCGGGGAGCGACUCCGCAUCGAGAAUGUUGGAUUCCAUCGCGAGGGUCGGGUGCUUUCAGCUGGUGAACCACGGGAUUGGAUGCGAAUUCUCGAAUAGUGCAAUGGCAGCCGCCGCCGGGAUCUUUCUGGUGCCGCCGGAGAAGAGAGCGGCAGCGAUGAGAUCGCCGGAGAAGCCUUACGGAUUCGAGGAAGUCCACGGCGGCGAGGAAGAUGAGAGCAGUGAGUUGGCUGAAGAGUUUAUGUGGUGUAGAGAGAAAGGGUUGGAGUCGGCGAUGAAAAGAAUAUGGCCAUUGGGUUAUUCACAUUUCAGUGAUAAAAUGGCGGAACUUCAAUCACAUGUUGAGAAGAUUGCAGAGAGGGUCAUGACAGUUCUCCGGGAGAAAUGUCUUGAUGAAUCUGCAAGCGGAAACAAUGGCCUGAAAGGCGAAGGAUGUGCCGGUGCCAGCAUUGGAACAGUGUGUUGCAUCCUUAAGCACAGCAAGAAUGUCCUGGACGACGAUCAGUGGGCGAGCUCUCUCAGGUACGACGUGAUCAGGAUGCUGAUUAGAGGAGCCGAUUACUCCCACGCCUUGUGCUUGCACAUGUGCGACGGCGCUUCGGAGUUUCACGUGUACUCCAAGAAAGGGUGGGUCUCGUUUUGCCCCGAUAAACACUCUCUGAUCAUCACAGUUGGUGAUCAAUUUCAGGCAUUGAGCGCCGGGCGGUACAAGCACGUGGUAGGGAGGCCGAUCGUCAAGAGCGAAACAGAAGACCGCAUCUCGAUGGCUUUCCUCUACUCGCCUCCCGCGCACGCCCCGGCUUCUAACGACGUAGAGUGCGGCGGAGGAAGAAACACGUUCUCCGUAGGCCAGCAAGUCAUGGUGGCCAUCGCUCUAAGCCUCGCAUACCAUCUUUUCGUUUACAUUCUCAACAAGUUUUGAUCAUCUUCGGUUUCUUCUUUCUUUCCUUCGAUCGUGGAUACAGCACGGGGAGGACCAUAUACGAAGCAAGAAGUUUUCGUUUUUCCUUGUGUGUGUGAAUCUGAAGGACAAGGUGUUCUUGAGUUUUCACAUGAUUGUUGACAAAUUUGUAUGACUUUUUGGAAAGUACAGAGUUAGGUGAAGUUUCAGUUUUU
Molecule: messenger RNA, 1731 nt
Organism: Syzygium oleosum
Lineage: Eukaryota; Viridiplantae; Streptophyta; Magnoliopsida; Myrtales; Myrtaceae
Product: jasmonate-induced oxygenase 1
Exons: 3
Coding region: 389-1537 (382 amino acids)
Source: RefSeq, a predicted model, not a curated record